Messenger RNA from Aedes aegypti (yellow fever mosquito), 2102 nucleotides. RefSeq lists its product as uncharacterized. NCBI's taxonomy places the organism in Eukaryota, Metazoa, Arthropoda, Insecta, Diptera, Culicidae. The record is from RefSeq and is a predicted model, not a curated record. Gene Ontology annotation, molecular function: zinc ion binding. Gene Ontology annotation, cellular component: nucleus. The transcript has 2 exons. The coding region runs from base 122 to 1732 and encodes 536 amino acids.
UGAGCUUCACAUUAGUAGCAUCUUCAAAAACAAAACAAGAAAUUCACAACAAGAAUCCGCUGCAGCGUCGAAAAAUCAUUGCCCUUUCCUUUCGGUUCAUUCCGUUUUCUUUAUAAGCACCAUGAUUUGCAGCACUGUCACCUCACAGGAAACCAUCUGCAGUAACAUCGCAAGCCUAUGCCGAGUUUGUUCCGCUCCCGGAUCGCACAGCAUUUUCCAAAGAAUUCCAGCCUACCUGCAUGAACAUCCUCGGGAGUGCGCCCGGUGGCCGUUCCAGAUUCACAGGCUCAUCACGGAAGUGACGGGGCUGGAGAUUACCCAGGAUGAUGGGCUUCCACAGCACAUUUGCGUCCUCUGCAUUUCGUACCUGAAACACGCCUACACAUUCCGAAGGCAGACAAUCGACAACGUUGCAGCCUUGCUGGCAGCCAAGUAUCUGAUUGGGGUGCAGGAACAAAGGAAGGAUUCCAAAGACGCGAUGGAGAUCAUUCCAACGAUGCCAAGCCCAACGGUUAUUCGGGCUAACGUUAACGAAAUUAGCUACAAAAUGAUGAACCCUGGAGGAAGAGGACGAAAGACUGGAAUCUCUUUCCAGAAGAAUUUGGACAAGGAAGUGCUUCAGCAGGUGCUGGGUGGGAACGUUCAACAGAAGAAGAAACAGAAUAACGCUGAAGAGGAGCAGAGGCGAAUCGAGGAGGCGUUGCUCAGCAGGUGGCAUGAUUCGUCCCCGGAGGAAAAUGGAACGGAAGACGCGAGGGGAUUCUUCAGUUAUACGGAGAAGGAAUUUCAGGAAGAUGAUAUCAUGGAACUGGACGAUCUUAAGGAGCACAACAUAACGUUUAAUCUGCCGGAAGAUUAUAAGGAAAAGAAGUGUCCCUCUUGCCGGAGACGAUUCAUGUUCGAGGAAUCGUACAACGAACAUCUCAAAGAAUGUCUUCUGUUCAAGUUGGUUAAGUUCAUAAGGGAAGUGUAUCAUUUCCUGUUUCUAAAGGAGAACCGAUCUAUCUCUUCGUUUGAGUUCAUCCGGAGGGUAGUGUUCUCCGUGAAGAAAACCGUUGAAAUAAUUUCUUGCUACGGCGAGCAAAGUAUCGAACCGGAACUGGAAGCUGUAGAGAGUUCGAGUGCGAAAGCUGCCGACGAGGAGUCAAUCAAAAUCGAACAAUCUUUCCUGAGCAAUUUGGAGAAGCUUCGACUGAGCUUCAACCCCGAGGGAUCCAAAAUCGUUUCACCUUCUGUGUUGCACCGUCAAGUUGAUGAUGGCCGAAGCUCAUUCACCACCGGAUCAACUUCCAUCUCCCCUCUGGUAGCGAUUACCCGGUGCGAAGAAUGCCACGUGACAUUCGAAUCGGUCACCGAACUGGAAGCACACAAUCUAAACUACCAUCGAGCUCCACUCGUUGUCACCACCCCGAAUAAUCUCAAAACGCCCGCACGAUUUCCUCCAGCUCCAAUUGCACCAUCUCCCAAUGAGGUGGACAUGAUCAAAAACACACUCCUCUCACAGACCCCAGAUUCGUCGAGCGGAGGCCCUGGCGAAGGAAGCAGCAGCGAUGAUCAACGCAAGACGGUCAGUUGCAAAAAAUGCCAGCAGCGCUUCUACACAAUCACCCAGCUGGACCACCACCAGAUUCGCUUCUGUCAGCAGAAGUUGGACAGCCCAGCGGAACGGAACCGGAAGAAUCUGAACGCCAGCUACUUCUACACAAUGGAACUGCUCAAAGAUGUGAAGUAGUCUCCCUCCAAAAGGCUGGGUUCUUCGCUUUUAUCACAUUUGACGACUUAACGUUAGCUGUAUUAGUGUGUAUUUGAUACUCUUUUUUAUAACUGUAAGUGUAUUGGUCCAACUCUAAAUUUGAUCGUUUUUGAUGUUGAACAGUUACACUCGUGCGAGAAAUGCGUUUCAACGCAUUCUGUCCUAUUUUGAUGAAUUGUAAAACCGUUUUUUUUUCUUUUGUUUCUCGCUUAAAAAGCAACAGUAUUUAGUUUUUAAAUUUUUAAGUAAAUGACUAGAUUCUCAUGGUUUAAGCACGAAUAUUCCCACUGAUAAAUUGAAAUUUGAUGCAACGUAAAUACAAAAAUCAUUUUUGUAUACACCUUCAUAA